CAUACAGUAGAGAAAAAAAAGUUCUCUUAUGUUUGCUAAAUUCUGACUAAAAAUGGGGAAUUGCAGAGAGAAGACAUGGCAAAGGGAAGUUACCAGAAGGCCAUUGUUUCACUUCAGAACCUCCUCAGUGAGAAGGGAGAACUGGAACCGGUUGCAGCAGAAAGAAUUGAUAAAAUCACAGCUGAAUUACAAACGACAUGCUUCAAAUCAGUCGACCCUGUUGACAGGAUCAAGACUGGCUUUUAUUAUUUCAAAACAGAGAUAUAUGAAACUGUUUGAUAAACUCAAGAAAGGACACGAACCCAAGUUUCUGGUGUUUGCCUGCUCCGAUUCACGAGUGAGCCCAUCUCAUGUGCUGAAUUUUCAGCUCGGUAAAGCUUUUAUGGUUCGAAACAUCGCCAACAUGGUCCCUCCUUACGACAAGACUAAGUACUCGGGAGUAGGAGCUAUAAUCGAAUACGCUAUUCUCCGUCUUAAGCGAUUUUAUUGAUAAUUGGGUGAAAAUUGGAUUACCUGACAAGGUGAAGGUUCUAGCUGAACAUGGGGACAAAACUUUUGAAGAGCAACUCAAAUACUGUAAGAUGGAAGCUGUGAAUGUAUCACUAGCCAAUUUACUGACAUACCCAUUUGUGAGCGAUGCUUUGGUGAAUAAGACUUUGGCGUUGAAGGGAGGUUACUAUAAUUUCAUUAAAGGAAGAUUUGAGCUCUGGGGAGUCAACUUUGGUCUUUUUGAUCCUUAUUAUAUAUGAACUCAAUACCACUAUUUUUGAGCCGGAGAAGAUACCUCUUGUUCUUGCUUUUUCUUGUUGUAUUCGUCAUUUAUGAGUGCUAGUUUAUAUUUCUAAAUAAAUAAAAGAGAAAGUGGACAAAGAUUCCCUCAUCAAUGGUAGAAAAGAAUCUGUUGUGAUUUUUAUUUGUAAUAAUAACUCCGCUCUGCAGAGAAAUAAUGUAUAAUGAUAAGCUUUAUUCUACUAGUGAUUUUUAUUUGUAAUAAUA
This is a messenger RNA of Nicotiana tabacum (common tobacco), 996 nucleotides long. RefSeq names its product carbonic anhydrase, chloroplastic-like. Gene Ontology annotation, biological process: carbon utilization. The record is from RefSeq and is a predicted model, not a curated record. Lineage: Eukaryota; Viridiplantae; Streptophyta; Magnoliopsida; Solanales; Solanaceae. Gene Ontology annotation, molecular function: carbonate dehydratase activity; zinc ion binding.